UAGAUUGGUGAUAAAGCUGUCCAAACAUGCAUCUCCUCUUGUCGGGCUUUGGUUUUCAAUGAAAAUGUUAUUGCUCCGUAGCAGGUUCACAAAAAUAUCUCCCUCCUUGGAGGGAGUCUCCAGGUGGAUGUUGGAAUCACCUCCAAUAAUAAUCCUCUGCCUUUGCCUGGUGGUUAACUCAGUAAGGUUAAAAAAUAUUCAAGAAGCUGAAUAAAAUCAUCAAGUCGCCAUUUGGAGGAUGAUACAUGGACACCAUGAUGAUUGAAUGAUCCACAAGCUCCAUUGCUUUGGUGACUUGAUCUACUGGAGAGUAAAAAUGGCUGGGUUCUGGAAAAACUAUGAAAUUUGUAAAAAAUGGCGAGAAUUGCACAAAGCUGCACUGCAGGAAAUCGACUAUGAAAAUCGACUGAAUUAUCCCGAACUUUACUCUAAUAAUCCUAUUCCAACUUCAAGUGUAGAUUUUAGUUACGGGCAAUCAAAACAAUAUGGUGCCGGGGUCACAACAGAAACUCAAAACAGAUUAGAUAAUCAGGUUGCUGAAGAUUAUAACAAUUAUUAUUAUUAUGAAGACAAUCAAAACGAAACUGAAGAUUACUCGUUCGAGGUAAAUCAAGAGUGGAUGGAUUUUUUGGAAAUUAGUAUGAGACAUAAACAGGAGUUGCGUGAGCAACGGGAAAAAGAAGGGAAAACACUAGGACAAGAGAAAAAAAAUAAGAGCAGUGGAAAAAGUAAAAAAUCGAGUAAUAAAGAUGUCAAACAGUUUGUUCCUGAGCCCGAUUGCCGAACUGCCUCAAAAUUGAGGUCAGAACAAAUGAAGUUAUUAUAUGGCGAUGCUGCCAAUAAAAUUCAAGGAAUGGAAACAGCUGUUCAGUUAUCUUUUGACAUGAAAUGUGAUUCCUUGGAUGUUACCUUCUGGCCUAUCGUACCAAUAAGAGAAUAUUGAAUUUGGAAUGUACCAGUAUACUGGAUAGAUAUAAAUAAGAUUAAAUUAGUUAUAAAUAUAAGAAAUAAAUUAAAAUUCGUAAUUUAAUUGA
This is a messenger RNA of Nilaparvata lugens (brown planthopper), 1034 nucleotides long. Its product is annotated as gem-associated protein 8. Bases 266 to 943 code for a protein of 225 amino acids. Gene Ontology annotation, biological process: spliceosomal snRNP assembly. Gene Ontology annotation, cellular component: SMN complex. The transcript has 5 exons. The record is from RefSeq and is a predicted model, not a curated record. NCBI's taxonomy places the organism in Eukaryota, Metazoa, Arthropoda, Insecta, Hemiptera, Delphacidae.